AACUAUUAACAUUGCGCCCGCCUGAAAGCGUAGAGCAAAUGAAGCGGCUGUGAAGAGACCCAUGAGGUCCCGAAUAAUAGAGAACUAUAAAAUGACAACGCUUCAAUAUUUGGGAAUAUCAGUACUUUUCAUCAUCGAUCUGUCAGGAGCUGUGAAUGCGGAAGUGAAUAUAUUGACACGGAGAGAGAGGCAGUCUGUCACUCUACACACUGGACUAACUGGACUACAUGUUGAUAAAAUAUUUUGGUUCUUUGGUCCAGUCAUUCCAAACACCUCAAUAGUUGAGAGUCAGGUCAUCAGAGGAGAGAACAUCACAGAAUUCAAAGGAAGAUUCCCAGACAGACUGCAGCUGGACAGACAAACUGGAUCUCUCACCAUCAGAAAUCUCACCCUCAACAACUCUGGAGUUUAUCAGCUAGACAUUUUCAAUACACACAAAACAUCUCAGAAAUUCUAUCUAACUGUCUAUGCUCUAGUACCACUUCCUCAAGUCAGAAAAAUCCCUGAAGGUGAUUUUCUGGACAGUUCAUCAGAGAAGGGGAGCUGUUCAGUGGUGUGUUCUGUGGAGAACCGGAGAGACAUGACCCUGUCCUGGUACAGAGGAGAGAAGAGACUCAACCAGACCAGCAGCCCUGACUUCUCCAUCAACCCAGUCAGCAACCAGACAACCAAACUCAACAUUGAAACGCUCUGCCUUCAGUAUGUAGAGUCUGGUCCUAUUCUAAUCACAGUCAUUGUGAUAGUCCUUGUAAUAGGCCUACUGUUAUGUGUAUACUGCAUUUGGAAAAAGAAAGAUAUUAAAGGGUGCUGUGUAUCCACCUCAGGAAGUCCAGAAGAGGAGGGCUCUGUGGUGUAGCCUACUCUGUCAGACCCUGCAUUUCACCUUCUUCCCCAUUUAAAAAAGAGAAGUCAUUAGACUGCAUCCCUGCCACUGUAAAAACAGAAUGCACAUUUUGACAUGAACAAAGGAUGUGUUUUAUGCAGCAAAUAAUCACUCCUCUUCUCUGUACCAACUUCUGUCUACAAUUGUAUUACUAAAGGAGUAUUUUAAUACUUAAACAAAGAGUCUGUGUUUCCUUUCCAUUACUAAUGUAUGUUUGGUAAUUAUAUAGACCUGAUCAUUUGCUGAAGAAAUUGACCAACAGUUGAAUAAAUAUUGUAACAUUUGUUUGUAAGAUAGCCUUAAAGGGCAAUUCCGCCACUUUUCAACCUCAUAUUCAUUAUUUCCAGUAGCAAAUAAUUUCUGUGACAUCACGGUGCUCCUCACUUCACUGCGAUUCUUAUGUUUGAAAAUCACUGUUUUUUAAAUAUAUAUUUUUUUACCCCAUUUUUCUCCCCAAUUUUGUAGUAUCCAAUUGGUAGUUAGUCUUGUUUUUAUGGCUUCAAUUCCCUCACGGACUCGGGAGAGGCGUGCAUCCUCAGAAACACAACCCAACCAAGCUGCACUGCUU
This is a messenger RNA of Salvelinus namaycush (lake trout), 1451 nucleotides long. RefSeq lists its product as uncharacterized. The coding region runs from base 62 to 856 and encodes 264 amino acids. NCBI's taxonomy places the organism in Eukaryota, Metazoa, Chordata, Actinopteri, Salmoniformes, Salmonidae. The record is from RefSeq and is a predicted model, not a curated record. The transcript has 5 exons.